CAGGGGGCAGCUGGGGCUGACGCUCGUGUAAGGGAGCGGCCAGUGUCGGGGCUCGGGCCUGUGCGGGCAACUAACCCGGCUGACGGUUCGCGGGCGGAAGGGGACCGCAGGGACCACCUUUCGCCGCCGCUUCUACCACAGCAGCUCGGGAGCAGCCAGCGUCUUCCGGAGACCCCCCUCCCGUUCCCCUUUUCCUUACUUCGCCCCGGCUGGGGUUCUCGGUUGGUCGCUCUCCCCGCGCGAGGUCCAGCCAUGUCCGGGCUGCUGGGGAAGUUGUUCGGGAUGGGUCCGGGGGAGAAAGGCGGGGGGAAGGGGCCUUCUCCCCAGGAGGCCAUCCAGCGGCUUAAAGAGACGGAGGACAUGCUGAGUAAGAAGCAGGAGUUCCUGGAAAAGAAGGUCGAACAGGAGCUGUUGGCGGCCCGCAAACACGGCACCAAGAAUAAGCGCGCUGCACUCCAAGCUCUAAAACGAAAGAAGAGAUACGAGAAGCAGCUUGCUCAAAUAGAUGGCACACUGUCCACAAUUGAAUUCCAGAGGGAAGCCUUGGAAAAUGCUAACACCAACACUGAAGUGCUCAAGAAUAUGGGCUUUGCUGCAAAAGCAAUGAAAGCUGCUCAUGAUAACAUGGAUAUUGACAAAGUAGAUGAACUCAUGCAAGAUAUUGCAGAACAGCAAGAGUUAGCUGAUGAAAUUUCAACCGCUAUCUCCAAGCCUGUAGGAAUUGGUGAAGAAUUUGAUGAGGAUGAACUGAUGGCUGAAUUAGAGGAGCUAGAGCAGGAAGAAUUGGAUAAAAACCUGUUGGAAAUCAGUGGUCCAGAGACGGUUCCACUACCCAAUGUACCCUCUAUAGCUAUACCUUCAAAGCCUGCUAAGAAAAAAGAAGAGGAAGAGGAUGAUGACAUGAAAGAGCUUGAAGCCUGGGCUGAAAAUAUGUAACUACACCAGCAGUGAGCUGGAGAAACAAUUGGGACUGGUCACCUGUUGCUAAAGGUGCAUGUAUAUGUGGGAGACAUCAUUAAGCGCAAGGUUCUUUAUUCCUUUAAGCUAAAACUGGGAAUUACAUUCUACAGAGCAUGGUCUGAACAAAGUAAGCAGAAGUUUCCAAGGAAGGCACCUGUAAUUUAGAAUGUUGAAUCCCUUUAAAUAAUAAAUGUUAUUGGCAAAAUUCCAACAUUCAGCUUCUGGAGUUUGCUAAUGCCACUGCUGGAUCCUCAUCUUUCAGAAUUCCGACCAUGUUGAGACUUGGGAUGUGAAAGUGGUAACUUAAGUUGAAUGAAAUAUUUUUCAAAGUCUUGUAAAGCAUUACAAAAUGAAAGUCAUGAGCCAUUAUUGGCUUACUAUGUUUAGAUGUACAAAUGCAUUAGUCUUUUAGUACUUUAAGGUCUGUAUUUAUAUUGGCAGCAUUGAAAUGCCUCUCAUCGCUACACUAAACCUGGUCACUUUCCCCAUUUUAAUUGGUGAAGUGGAUUUGGAAUGAUAAAUUAUUUUAUUAUGGAAGUAGAUUAAAUUUACACUUCUGUUCUAGCUGUACAUUUUUUCUACAUAGCACUUGGAUGUUGAUUGCUAUUUGUGACAACCAAUAGCUCAUGCAGAAACAAACAUACAUUUAUUUUAAAUAUGGAUGCACUGUAUUAAAUAAUUUGAUUGAUUUUCA
Molecule: messenger RNA, 1654 nt
Organism: Candoia aspera
Lineage: Eukaryota; Metazoa; Chordata; Lepidosauria; Squamata; Candoiidae
Gene: CHMP4B
Product: charged multivesicular body protein 4B
Exons: 5
Coding region: 253-936 (227 amino acids)
Biological process (GO): late endosome to vacuole transport via multivesicular body sorting pathway; vesicle budding from membrane
Cellular component (GO): ESCRT III complex; cytoplasmic side of plasma membrane; multivesicular body
Source: RefSeq, a predicted model, not a curated record